AUGUCUUUUCAAUUUCAAAGCCCAUUUCAACAAGAACAGUUCGAUAUAUUCGAAUGGCACCCCAAGUUUUUGUCCUGCCUUCGAUACUUUAUCGACCAUGCUCAGUAUAGCCCUGCAGUUCAAACUGUAGCUGCUUGCGUGAACAUCCACCUCCCUUUUCAGAAGGGCAAUCCACUACCCGUAACACCCACACGUAAUGGCCCUUCACCUUCUUCGUCAUCCUCUCGAGCAUCUGGGUCCAGUCACCUCCACUUGAGUGCCCCUGCAGCUUCUUCAAUCACUCUAAUUCCUUACAUUCGCCGUCUGAUAGUCACCGGGUUUGAUACGCCCGCAGUUCUUCACGGUUUCUUUGGCGACGACUGGAUACAAGGUAUCGGGCGCAUACAUGAGAGUGAGCGCAGGAAUUACUUGUUUGCUGCAAAGAGUGACACUUGGUUGAGAGUCAAGACCCAGUAUGACAUGGAAGAUGGACAGACAGUCCCAUUCCUUAGACCGCUGCAAAACGUUACUGAAGACGAGAUACAAGCUGCCGAAUCGAAUUGGAGCGAGUGGCUAGCUAUGCAAGAUUGGAUGCUUGGGCCGAGAGCUCCGGACGACCCCAAUGAACGUUUUGUGAGGAUCAAGAAGGAACGCGAUUAG
This is a messenger RNA of Fusarium pseudograminearum CS3096, 639 nucleotides long. RefSeq lists its product as uncharacterized. NCBI's taxonomy places the organism in Eukaryota, Fungi, Ascomycota, Sordariomycetes, Hypocreales, Nectriaceae. The coding region runs from base 1 to 639 and encodes 212 amino acids. The transcript has 2 exons. The record is from RefSeq and is a predicted model, not a curated record.